Molecule: messenger RNA, 1044 nt
Organism: Ceratotherium simum simum (southern white rhinoceros)
Lineage: Eukaryota; Metazoa; Chordata; Mammalia; Perissodactyla; Rhinocerotidae
Gene: RAB26
Product: RAB26, member RAS oncogene family
Molecular function (GO): GTPase activity; GTP binding
Source: RefSeq, a predicted model, not a curated record
CAACGGGCCCCCGCAGCCCGGCCGGCCCUCGCUUGGCGGCGGCGGCGACUUCUACGACGUCGCCUUCAAGGUCAUGCUGGUGGGGGACUCGGGCGUGGGGAAGACCUGCCUGCUCGUGCGCUUCAAGGAUGGGGCUUUCCUGGCGGGGACCUUCAUCUCCACCGUGGGCAUCGACUUCCGGAACAAAGUUCUGGACGUGGAUGGCAUGAAGGUGAAGUUGCAGAUUUGGGACACGGCUGGCCAGGAGCGGUUCCGCAGCGUCACCCAGGCUUACUACCGUGACGCUCAUGCACUGCUGCUGCUCUAUGAUGUCACCAACAAGGCCUCCUUUGACAACAUUCAGGCCUGGCUGACGGAGAUUCAGGAGCAUGCCCAGCACAAUGUGGUGCUCAUGCUGCUGGGGAACAAGGUGGACUCUGCCCAGGAGCAUGUGGUGAAGAGAGAGGAUGGAGAGAAGCUGGCCAAGGAGUACGGGCUGCCCUUCAUGGAGACCAGCGCCAAGACGGGCCUCAACGUGGACUUGGCCUUCCUUGCCAUAGCAAAGGAGUUGAAGCAGCGCACCAUGAAGGCCUCCAGUGAGCCCCACUUCCGGCUGCACGAGUAUGUCAAGAGGGAGGGCCGUGGGGCCUUCUGCUGCAGACCCUGAACCGGGCUGGGCAUGGCCACUGGGCUUCCUGCUGGGAGGCCCAGGCUCAGCCCAGCCCCUGCAAGUCUGGAUAGAGGGUCUGCAGGCCCCUCCAACUUCGUCACCCAGUGGUCAAUUCCAAGGUGUCAGUUUCCAGGACUUCCAUGGUGAGCCUUGCCCUUCCCUUGUCCGAGCAGCAAUCUAGAGCCUUGGUCCCAACAAAUGGGCUUCAGGGAGCUAGUGGGUCCGCAGCACCCCCUUCACCAGCUGCUGCCUGAGGGCCUUGCCCCCAAGCUCUUCACAGAAAAGCAACUGUGGUCUGUACAGGAGGGAGGACCCCUCAAUGAGCAGGCGGUGCUGGGUGCCUGGUUGGCUGCUAGCCACAGCGCUCUGCUGCCCCCUCCUGGGCUCAGCCAGCU